AUGAAAAAAGCUGCGCAGGCACUUGAGUUAAUAUUACGUUCGAUUCCAGGGGAUUGUUACUUUAAUGUAGUAUCUUUUGGAUCUCACCACGAUUCUCUUUUUCCAAAAAGUCAACUUUAUUCCGAAACAUCUUUAUCUAAAGCUAUUGAACUUGCUCAAUCAAUGACCUCAAAUUAUGGUGGAACGGAAAUUUUUGAUGUACUAAAAUGGGUGUUUGAGAAUUCAAGGGAAGAUAUGCCAUCUUCUGUAUUUCUAAUUACAGAUGGUGAAGUUUAUAAUGUUGAACAAGUUGUAGAACUUAUACGUGAAAAGGAAGAAAAUAAGAAGGAUGAUUUACGUGUUUUUUCAUUAGGGAUUGGUGAUUCUGUUUCUCAUAAUUUAGUCGAAUCUGUUGCUCGUGCUGGUAGAGGAUAUUCCCAAUUUGUAACAAAUAAUGAAAGGAUGGAUAAAAAAGUUAUUGGAAUGUUGAAGAAUGCAUUAAAACCACCGAUCAAAGAUUAUAAAAUUACUUGGACUGAUGUUGAUUUCUCCGAAUCAACGGAAAAAAAAGAAAUUCCAAAGGAGGAAGAUAAACCUGUUAUUAGCUUGUAUAGAGACAAGACGGAACCUCUAUCACCUCCAAAUAAUAUCUUUACUGAUAUAAAGAUUCGACAAGCUCCGUAUUUAAUUCCACCUAUUUAUCCUGGUGUUCGUUUCAUUGUAUAUUGCAUCUUAGAGAAUAAUAUUAAACCGCGUCAAGUUAUCACUUUAAAUGCCACUUCUCAAGAUGGUCCCAUGAAGCUUGAUAUUUCUUUGGAUCCCGUUACAUUGCAAGGUUUAAAGAUCCAUAGAUUAGCAGCAAGAAAACUCAUUCAAGAUCUUGAUGAUGGAAACUCAUUUCUUCAUAAACAUCCUAAAAAUUCUGGUAAACUUAUUCCAGCUUCAUUAGUUAAAGAACAUAUUGUGGACCUCGGUAAAACUUUUAAUCUAAUUUCAAAGCAUACAAGGUAUAAAUAA
Molecule: messenger RNA, 996 nt
Organism: Funneliformis geosporum
Lineage: Eukaryota; Fungi; Glomeromycota; Glomeromycetes; Glomerales; Glomeraceae
Source: the annotation of a GenBank genome assembly